Glossina fuscipes is the source of this 569-nucleotide messenger RNA. RefSeq lists its product as uncharacterized. The transcript is spliced from 3 exons. Lineage: Eukaryota; Metazoa; Arthropoda; Insecta; Diptera; Glossinidae. Bases 242 to 559 code for a protein of 105 amino acids. Gene Ontology annotation, cellular component: EKC/KEOPS complex. The record is from RefSeq and is a predicted model, not a curated record.
ACAUAGAAAUCUAAUUGUUGUAGAUUUUUUAAAUAAGUUCACGCAGGUUUCUAAUGAUCUAAAAAAUUUACUCACAAAAGUAUCCUAAUCGACAGCUUUAUUAAGUCGACGCAACGAGCAUCGUGACCAAAUUGAGUUUUUUUACGCAGCACAGUAAAUCAUCUGAUUUGCUCAAUUCCACAAGUAGAAGUAUUUAUUUAAUGAAAAAAGUAAAAGUAUCGAGUUGUUUGGACUAUAUACAAUGCCUCUCGAUGCCGAGAAAGCUGCAAAAGAUACUGAAGCUACAUUAAUAAUACCUUUCGCUUCUGAGAGACACGCUGAAAUAGCUUACCGCGUCUUGAAUGUAGAUCAAGAACCACGCCGCAAUUUCGUGCAAAAGGACAUACGUUUAAUUGGUGAUUGCAUUGAGGUCAUUUUCAAAGCAGGCCAAGUUAAAAACCUAAGAACGGCUAUCAAUUCAUUUUUUGAAGCGCUGCUUUUGUGUACAGAUACCAUCAAAGAGUUUGAUACAGAACUAGAUGCGGAUGCCGGAACACACGCCAGCUCCAACACCCCAUAGAGCGGUAUAU